AUGGCUCGUACCAAGCAGACUGCCCGUAAGUCCACUGGUGGCAAGGCUCCCCGUAAGCAGCUCGCCUCCAAGGCCGCCCGUAAGGCUGCCCCCUCCACCGGAGGUGUCAAGAAGCCUCACCGUUACAAGCCCGGUACCGUCGCUCUCCGUGAGAUUCGUCGCUACCAGAAGUCCACUGAGCUGCUCAUCCGCAAGCUCCCCUUCCAGCGUCUCGUCCGUGAGAUUGCUCAGGACUUCAAGUCCGACCUGCGCUUCCAGUCUUCUGCCAUCGGUGCUCUCCAGGAGUCCGUUGAGGCUUACCUCGUCUCCCUCUUCGAGGACACCAACCUUUGCGCCAUCCACGCGAAGCGUGUCACCAUCCAGUCCAAGGACAUCCAGCUUGCCCGCCGCCUCCGUGGUGAGCGUUCUUAA
Aspergillus terreus NIH2624 is the source of this 411-nucleotide messenger RNA. RefSeq names its product histone H3 (gene hhtA). The coding region runs from base 1 to 411 and encodes 136 amino acids. The record is from RefSeq and is a predicted model, not a curated record. NCBI's taxonomy places the organism in Eukaryota, Fungi, Ascomycota, Eurotiomycetes, Eurotiales, Aspergillaceae. Gene Ontology annotation, molecular function: structural constituent of chromatin; protein heterodimerization activity; DNA binding. The transcript is spliced from 3 exons. Gene Ontology annotation, cellular component: nucleosome. Gene Ontology annotation, biological process: rRNA transcription.